CGCCGGGCUCGCCUCUCCACCUCCUGCGGAUCAACACCGAUCGAUAUUCAUUCACGGCGAGCCUUCUGUCCGCUUCUCCCUAGUUCAGUCGCGAGCGACCUACCUCACGCAGCGCGGCGCGUCGCUUCCUUCACGGCGGCGGGGGGCGAGCAUGCAGGCGGUGGCGGGCAUCCGGCGGGGGCUGACCAUAGACCCGGCCGGGGAGGAGGAGGCGCCGGCGCAGCGGUUCGGGCGGCUGGUCCGGGAGAGCCCCGUGGUCAUCUUCGCGCGCCGCGGCUGCUACAUGGCGCACGUCAUGAAGAGCCUCCUCGCGGCCGUCGGCGCGCACGCCACCGUCAUCGAGCUGGAGGGCCCCGCCGAGGAGCGCGCGGCGGUGGAGGCCGGCGGCCACGCGGCCGUGCCGGCGCUCUUCGUGGGCGGCGCGCCGGUGGGCGGCCUGGAGGGCCUCAUGGGGCUCCACCUCAGCGGCCUCCUCGUCCCACGCCUCCGAGAGGUCGGCGCCCUCCGCGCCUAGCUACCAGCCGCCGGAUCCUCUACUCCCCGUCUCCGGCGACUCUCUCGCACGUGCGCGCGCAUGCUUCGUCUCCGUCUCCGUCUCCGUCUCCGUCUCCGUGUAUGUACAUAUGAAGGGAACCAUGAGCUCUGUAAUUCCAAGACUAUCAAGGGUGUGGAGUGAGAAACAACAGGAUAAAUAAGCUGUACCGCACGAGUAAGAAGACAACGAGAUGAACUCUAGCCUAGCGGGGGUGUCGUGACAAAAAAGGCUGGACCUAAAUGUGAUUAUUACUUUACUUAGGAGUACUCCAGCUGUGUUGAGUUUCACAGACAUCAUCAGCAACUUAGCUGUUUGAGAAAAAAAAUCCCUCCUUGCUCGCCCACUUGUUUAAAAUCUUGCUUCUGUUUU
This is a messenger RNA of Triticum dicoccoides, 904 nucleotides long. RefSeq names its product monothiol glutaredoxin-S2-like. The transcript has a single exon. The record is from RefSeq and is a predicted model, not a curated record. The coding region runs from base 152 to 514 and encodes 120 amino acids. Lineage: Eukaryota; Viridiplantae; Streptophyta; Magnoliopsida; Poales; Poaceae.